Colletotrichum truncatum is the source of this 531-nucleotide messenger RNA. RefSeq names its product phosphoglycerate mutase. The record is from RefSeq and is a predicted model, not a curated record. Gene Ontology annotation, molecular function: phosphatase activity. Gene Ontology annotation, cellular component: cytoplasm. Lineage: Eukaryota; Fungi; Ascomycota; Sordariomycetes; Glomerellales; Glomerellaceae.
AUGAGGCGGACUAUUCAGACGGCUUUACUAUCUCUCGACUGGUUGAUCGAGAAGGGCGUGCCCAUUCAGGCCGACGCCCGCUGGCAAGAAAACUCGGCAAAGCCAUGCGACACUGGAACUUCCAUUGCCGAACUAGCCGCCGAGUUUCCUGGCGUCGACUUCUCAACAGUCGAUCCAGUGUAUCCGGACAAGACGUCCCCUGCGGGUGCCAAGUAUGCUUUUACAAAAGAGGCAAUUCUUGGAAGAGCUCGGUCAUCAAUUAACAGUAUCUAUGAGCGGAAAGAGAAGUUUGUUUUUGUGGUUUCCCACUCCGGGUUCUUACGCCUUGGUGUUACAGGAUACUGGUUCUUUAAUGGCGACUACAGAAUGUUCGAUCUCAGUCAAAGUGAAGACCCUGGCAGCGUGCCUCAGUUGAGGCAACUUGAAUCAACGCUCAGUGGAGGUCUUGGCAAAUCAUGGACAGAUCCUGUCUUAAUCGGCUCCGAUCUGCCGGCCUCGGAGAAACCUGCUAUUGAAGUUCAAAGUACCUAG